CCAAGGCUAAGAGGAACACUAUCCAGUGGUCUGACAAAUCAAGAUUUGACAUGCUUUUUGGAAAUCAUGGAUGCUGUGUCACAUACUAAAGAGGAAGGGGACCACUUGGUUUGUUCUCAGCUCCCAGUCCAAAUCCAGCACCCCUGUGGUAUGGGGAUCAUCAGAGUCCAUGUCAUGAGUAUCUUCCACAUCUAUGAAGGCUCCAUUAAUGCUGAAAAAUAUCUACAGGUUAAAGGAGCAACAUCUACUGCCAUCCAGACAAUGACCUUCUUAUUUCAGCAACACAAUGACAAACCACAUUCUGACAACAGGGAUUACAACAGCAUGGCUCUGUAGGAGAAGAGUCCUGCUGAGAAACUGGUCUGUGUGGAGUCCCAACCCGUUACCAUCAAUAUUUUGUGGAGGAUCCUCACUGUUUUGGAAUUGAGGUUGUUUGUUGAUUUGAUAUUCAGUUCAAAUACCGAUUUGAACAGUUAAAUAUAACUUAAUGUGAAGUUAAUGUACCUCUUUUAUCUUAUCUCUGUAAGAGCUUGAUCAAACUGUGAUGUUUGUUUGUAUCUGUAAUAUCAUGAUAAACUAAGGGUGCAGGAAGAAAAUCCCAGGGUUAGUGUCAGUAAUUGCAAACACAGCACAAACCAGAAACUCUGGGACACUAGAUGGGUUAGAAAAGCCAGGAUAAUUGUAGGGGCCCAAGAAAAACGAGGCUCCUAAAAAUGAACACACGUUCCUCACAAACUGAUGGUUGAGGGUGCUGUGCGCACUUCAGUGUUGAGACUAUGUCACAGGGAGGGUUCAGGUUUGGGCUGCAGAAACCAGGUGACAAGCAUCUAUUUUUUUUUAAUUUAUAGUUCAACUGGGUGAACUCAGACAGGCCACCAAAUCAAAUAUGCAUAUUCAAAAGCUUCCAAUAUCAACUUUAGAGUGAAGAUGUAUUAGAGUUUUGUGUUUGCAUCACUGGGACAGGUAUCGUAGGUUGAAUCUGCUCUGAAUUUUACAAGCUUCUGAGUGUGUUUGUUAUAUUUCGUUAGGGACAAGCAGAAGAGUAUUUUUGUAAAACUGUCUUCAAAGAUAUCCUAUUUUUUCAUGUAUGGACAAAGUGACUCAGUCCUGGAGAGAAACAUUUAACGUGUGUCUGAUCCGCCACACAGCAUGAAUGAACACACUCGCACAUAUUUCCUCACACACAGCGGCUCAGUAAUGAUUUUCAAUAAUAAGACGGUGGGCUCUCUACAACCACAAUAUGACUAAGAGUCUUUGUAACGGGACACUAACAAGCUAACAGCUCUUCCUCUUGGGCUUUCCUCUUCCACACUGAAGUCAAAGUUGGUUUGAUCUAUGUAUGCUGUAGUGUAUGUGUGGGUGGGUUUAGGGGGAUGGGGUUUAAAACACUCAAGUCCAGGGUAUAUAAGUACAUACGUCAGGAAACGGACUUUUCAUCCAACAUAUGUCUCCACACAGCCGCUGACAGAAACAACCAGCAGCCAUUCAGACGGAAAAUUUAAGUCAAAAUCUAACGACAGUAGGAGUAGAUAUUAAGCAGCAGCUCACCAAGUUUCAGACUUUAGAAAGUUUCUCCCGUGGGUGUGGUUUGUUGGUUUUAUUUCUCUGCUUCUGUGACACCUGCUCUACAACAACUGAGAUAAGACUUCAAGAGAAAACCUCCAGCAAAAAAAACUUAAAGAGAGCAAUUGACAAGCCUACCUCCUGAGGAACAGGUAAGACAACAGCAGCUUUUUAAAACUCCUCUGACCACAACUUAGAAGUUUUUUUAUUUAUUUAUUUUUAAUUAAAUGUUUAAAGCAGCCUCAGUAAAUUCGUGUGCAUGUUUUUAAACUUUUGCUGUAGUAGAAAAAGUGAUGAGAUCAGAUUCAGGUUUUCUUUUUGGAUUUAUGGAAAUGUAUUUAUAAAAACAAACACUUCUCUAGCAAAUUACUUGAAACUGUGUUGAAUAAAUGAUCUAAUAUCAGCAUGUUUAACUGAAAAGUCUCACACUACCAGUAGCUUGUGUGCUUAUGCAGAAACUAAAAAUCUGAGUUACAAUUUUUCAAGUUUUUAAUGUUUUUCAUUACUAGAUACUGCUGUGUACUUUGCUCUUACUUUUUUAAACCUUUUUCUAGCUUUUUUUUUUGCACCUAAUUAAUUUUAUUUGAAGACCUUAUUUCUAAACAACUUACAUUGUGACUUCUUUUAUUUUCAGAACCUAAGAGAAAGCAUUAAACUGAUCAUGCUGCAGUAAAUCUCUUUUUUUUUAUCUUUGCUAUAUAAAACACAGGAUUAAACCUGCAAAGGGGCUGCAAGCUCUUGCGCAUUUGGGCAUUUUGGGGUGUGGUGCAAGUUGGGAUAUGCAGUGGCUUUUAUUUUGGAUGACAUGCACAAAAUUUCAUCAGGUCAAGGAAUCAAAUUUGCAGCCUGUAAGAGGAGGGCUUUAAACCUGCUCUACCAACUGAACUAAAAAGAUGCUCCAAGAAUCUUUCUUAAUGUCAAAUGUCAACUCUAUGAACAAGAAAACCUUGAACAGUGUUUUCUGAUUAGAAAAUAUAUCUGAAACUAUUUCUGAUCAUUAACUUGUAUUUUGAUUUAUUUUAUUUGACUUUUCAUUAGUCAAAUAUAGACAUAAGAAGAACUAGGUUAUGUUGAUGAGCCUUAAUUAAGAGAGCUUUGUCUUUCCAAUCAUUUUAGGAUGUCAGAGCUACCGUCUUUCCCUCGUAUGCCCACCCUGCUGCUUUGCAUCCUGGGUAUGAUCGUGAUGACGUCUGGUUUUCCUCAUCCUCGAUUACAUCUCAGGUGAUUUUUAAUAACUCAGUUAAAGACAUAAGCAAACUUACUACUUACUAUUAUUGGUGCAUGAAGAGAAUAAAAACAACUACACAAAAGCCCUAAGUGGACAUGCAUUUUGUCAGUUUUCCUGUGCAAAUAAGUGUUUCCUCCAGAUCCUGACCUGUUUAUCUUGUUAUCUCAUUAGUGUAGGCAGCAUAUGGCAGCAUAACACUGUCAACAGACUAUUGUUUAGCUGUCUACAUUAUUGGGAAAUUGUCCCUCUAUCACAAGAAAGCAGGCCUUGCUAUUUUGAGAUAAUGAGGAAAAUCAAGUGUAGGUCUUGAGUACACAACUGAAAUGCACUUAACAAGUAAAACCCUGUAAAUAAUAUAUAUACAUGCAUGUCUAGCUGAGGUUUCUGUAUGAAACCUGAAAUUUGAGACAACAACUAGAUUGCAUUUCUUCAGUAAUUCUGACUUGAACCUUAUUUGCAGAAGUCCAGCUGAUUCAGAGGAACCCAAACAAGAAGACUGGGAUGUCCUCUUCCCCUCCAUCUCUCUCCGUGAUUGGAGCAUUCAAAUGAUGUCCACACCCAGCAUCGGAGCAGCAGCCAAUAGCAAGGGCAGACUGAUGAGGGAGGCGUGGCUACUUGGCCCUGAGAGAGUAGAAGCAAGGUAAUUGAUAAGAAACCGAUGAUAUUCAACACGGGUUCAACAUCAUCAAACAGUCAAACAGAGGCAUGUUUACAAUUAUGUGGCCUCACCUCUUCUUUUAACAACGUACUGUAAACAUUUGUGAACCCAGUAAACCACUUUCUGGGGUUUAGAAGGUGAAACCAUGCUGGAGGAUUUCAGCUGUUCAAAGGUUCUGGGUCAAUGCAGUGGUAUUUUUCAUUUCAUGACGUAUCCGAUGUUUUCAAUGGGAGACAAGUCAAGACUGCUGGUAGGCUGGUUUAGGAGCAGGACUCUUCUACUACAGGAUCAUGCCUGUAUUUAACAGGGCCUGAAGAUCAGGGCUAUCCAUUCAUGGUUUUGGUCUUUGUCCCUUUCAUACAGAGAUUUCUCCACAUUGUCUGAUAUCAUGUACUUAAGAUGAUGAAAGCUCCCUCUUUGCAACAUUAUUCUAAAUAGCUGAACUAUUUGCUCAUUUUUGGCAUCCUCUCACAGAGUGGUGAUUUUAAAGCAUGAACUUGAAAAUUACACUUGUGGCCUCAUGUCCCCUACAAAAGUGGUCUAAGGGUCUCGUUCUUGUGUUACCUUACAGCGAUGAGCGGGCGUGGCCUGCUGACUGGUCACCUCAGGGUGGUGGUUUGGCAAAGAGGAACAUGGUGGUGGCUGAUGAUGCUGCUUUCAGAGAGAAGAGUAAACUGCUCACUUCCAUGGAGAGACAGAAGUGGCUCAACUCAUACAUGCAGAAACUGUUGGUGGUGAAUUCUUCAUGAUGGUAAUAAAAGCCUUAACGUCACAGCCUCAGUCUUUAAAAGACUGAGUGGAUCAUCAGGAUGUGGAUACGCUGUAUAUCUACUGUCACUCUUCCUGUUUCAUAUCUCUCCUGCCAAACACUUACAAGUUAACGGUGUUCAAAGCUCCUUAAAUGAUUGACAUUUAUUUAUUCAUAUAUGUCUUGGUGUUGCGUUAAUCUUAAGUAAAUUUGCUGGUCACACUUGAAACAAUUUGUUGUCGUUUAAUUUAAUAGAUGAAUCAAUAAAAAUGCAAAGAUGUUUUUGACCUCUGUGGCUCGUGUUUGUCUUUAUGCAGUGUAUUUGUCUAAUAACAGCUGAGUUCAUGUGUUCAUAUUUUACUUUUUUUUUUUUUUUUACAUUAAAGCUUUAUCCUAGGGUCUGCUGACCUUGUUUUGGUUGUUGUUGUUGUGCAGUAUCAAUGAUUUUUUCUUUCUGUGUAGCUUUCACAAAUUUUGAAAACAUUAAAGUGGCAGAAGUUCAGUGGACCAGCUCUUGACCUCUGCAAGGGCCUCUUGAGGGGGGCAUAUUUGCUUAUCCAGUCUACAUGUGUCUCGUGGACUUGCAGUGGACCUUCAGUAGAAUUAUUGGGCGGCCUAUGGUGCUUUGAGCCUAAGUGAAAUCAAAGUGAGAGUUGUGUCUACAUCCUCAGCAUUAAGUCAGACAUGUUAGCCUUAACCAGGG
This is a messenger RNA of Xyrichtys novacula (pearly razorfish), 4900 nucleotides long. The record is from the annotation of a GenBank genome assembly. NCBI's taxonomy places the organism in Eukaryota, Metazoa, Chordata, Actinopteri, Labriformes, Labridae.